Messenger RNA from Triticum dicoccoides, 492 nucleotides. RefSeq names its product probably inactive leucine-rich repeat receptor-like protein kinase At5g48380. The record is from RefSeq and is a predicted model, not a curated record. Lineage: Eukaryota; Viridiplantae; Streptophyta; Magnoliopsida; Poales; Poaceae. Gene Ontology annotation, molecular function: protein binding. The coding region runs from base 1 to 492 and encodes 163 amino acids. The transcript has 2 exons.
AUGGCUGAUGGUACCAAGUUCCUCCUAUUGUUUCUCCUCCUAAACAGCUUAACAUUGUGCUUUUGUACUAAACAAGAUAUUCGGUGCCUGAAGUCUAUGCAACAGUCAGUGAUUGAUCCCAAAAGUGUACUCAAAUCAUCUUGGAACUUUGAAAAUGAAACCGACGGUUUCAUAUGCCGCUUUACUGGUGUGGAAUGCUGGUUCACAUAUGAGAACAUGGUUCUCUCUCUGCGUCUCGGCAACCUAGGACUUCAAGGUGCAUUUCAUCAAGGUCUUCAUGAUUGUGCAAGCAUGAUAGGCCUGGACCUGUUGAAUAACAAUUUUUCAGGACCAAUCCCACCCGACUUUUCACGGCAGGUGCCGUAUCUGACAUCUUUGGAUCUUUCAUACAAUAGAUUUUCGGGAUCAAUCCCACAGAAUAUCUCAAUUAUGACAUAUCUGAAUCUCCUCAACCUCCAACAUAACCAACUCAACGGUCAAAUUCCACCGUAA